Molecule: messenger RNA, 786 nt
Organism: Papaver somniferum (opium poppy)
Lineage: Eukaryota; Viridiplantae; Streptophyta; Magnoliopsida; Ranunculales; Papaveraceae
Product: phosphatidylinositol 4-phosphate 5-kinase 1-like
Exons: 4
Coding region: 1-786 (261 amino acids)
Source: RefSeq, a predicted model, not a curated record
AUGGGAUCAGCAAUUAAUCCACCAUUUAAGAAUAUAUGCAUCCCGGGGGACAUUUACGAAGUGACAGGAUGGGGCGACUGCGCUCGCUGUUCAAAUUGGUGCAAAUCCGAAUGUAAUAGAAUGGGAAGUUCAUCAGUGGUUAAGAAUGAUUGUAAAGAUUAUGUUGGUAAGAGGUAUCCAGGGAAAGAGUGUUUCUGUUGCUGCAAAAACAUUCGACCAACAGGAAGUUCUAAAGCACCACCCUCUGUACCCCUUCCCCCAAACGAACCAAAUUUUGGACAAAUGUCACCGCCUCUGCAAGGUGAAGGCGGUGAUGGAGAUGGCGGUGUGGGUGAUGGGGAUGGAGGAGGAGGUGAGGAUGGUGGUGGAGGUGAUGGGGAUGGAGGUGGAGGAGAGGGAGGUGGUGGGGAUGGAGGAGGAGGCGAGGGUGGUGGUGGUGGUGGAGAUGGUGGAGGAGGCGACCGUGGAGGGGGUGAUGGUGGAGGGGGUGGCGGUGGAGAUGGAGGAGGAGGUGGUGAUGUUAUUAGUGGUAGAGGUGUUUUGAUUUGGGCUAAUGAUAAUAAAUAUGAUGGUCAAUGGGAAAAUGGUGUUCGUAAAUGGAAUGGUACUUUUACUUGGCCUGAUGGGAGUUGUUAUGUUGGUCGUUGGAAUAAAAAUUCAAAGGAACCGAUAAGGUCAUUGAGUGAAGAGAAUUUUUUGUUGAGUACUAAUACGAAGAGAUCUUCUGUUGAUGGAGGAAAAGGAAGUUUAGCUGAGAAGAAUUUUCCUAGGAUUUCUAUUUGGUAA